CAGGUGUUCCAAUCCCCUCCAUAUCAUGUGAUUCAGGUGUUCCAAUCCCAUCCAUAUCAUGUGAUUCAGGUGUUCCAAUCCCAUCCAUAUCAUGUGAUUCAGGUGUUCCAAUCCCCUCCAUAUCAUGUGAUUCAGGUGUUCCAAUCCCCUCCAUAUCAUGUGAUUCAGGUGUUCCAAUCCCCUCCAUAUCAUGUGAUUCAGGUGUUCCAAUCCCCUCCAUAUCAUGUGAUUCAGGUGUUCCAAUCCCCUCCAUAUCAUAGUCAAUAGCUAAAGACCUCCAAACUUGGUGUGGCCUUCAGAUGAGCCCAACAACAGUGCGUAGAGAGCUUCAUGGAAUGGGUUUCCAUGGC
Messenger RNA from Staurois parvus, 350 nucleotides. The record is from the annotation of a GenBank genome assembly. Lineage: Eukaryota; Metazoa; Chordata; Amphibia; Anura; Ranidae.